Amphimedon queenslandica is the source of this 1289-nucleotide messenger RNA. RefSeq lists its product as uncharacterized. The transcript has 8 exons. The record is from RefSeq and is a predicted model, not a curated record. Bases 40 to 1092 code for a protein of 350 amino acids. Lineage: Eukaryota; Metazoa; Porifera; Demospongiae; Haplosclerida; Niphatidae.
CUCACAAUUGACUGCACAUUCAGCUUCCACAAGUAUAAAAUGACUUUUCUUUUGUUGGCUUUUUGCCUCUGGCACUCUCUUGCCUUCUCUCAAGUUAUAAUAUUAUCACCAAAUGAUACAGUUUCUGUAUGUCAAGGAGAAGUGCAAGCAAUAACAUGUAAUGUGACUGGAUCUGUACUCUUAUGGGAAUAUGGAAAUAAUUCCACCAGCUUCAGUAUUGGAAACACCGGACCACAGGAAAUUAGGCCAUUUAAUUUUGUAUUACAGUCUCAUGGUAAUGGUAUACUGGUUUCAGUUGCAACUGUUAAUGUUUCUACAUCAAUAAAUGGGAGUACCCUUGAGUGUAGGAAUACAGGAUCAAGCACAGAUUCCAGUAUAAGGCGAAAAAUCAGCUUUAAUGUUAAAUAUUCAUUUCCAAACAGUUACCUUAAUGUUGAUGCUGUAUCAUCAGAUACAUUAUUAAUAUCUUGGGCUGGAGCUGAUUGUAUACAAUCAUAUGAUGUAUUCAUUAAUGGAACUAAUGUUAAUACUACCAGUGGAAUGAGUCUAUUGUAUAAUACUGGAGGAGCUAUUGGCAGUAUUGAUGUAUUGGUUAAUAGUGUUGAUUAUUAUGGAAGAGCAGUGGGUAACUUAUCAACUCAAUAUCAAUUUAACAAAUACAACUUUGAGGCUGAGGCUAUUAUUAGUAACAAUAUGUCACUGGUCAUAAUAAUUGAGGAUAAUUACAUUAUUCAACAGCCUGCUCCAUUAUCCUGUGAAUUGACUGUAACUAACUUAAUUCAGUCAUCAAUGGACUGUCUCUCUAAAAGAUUGUUUAUAUUCACUAAUGUCACUGAAGGAGAUGUGUAUAAUUAUACUGUUACUAUUACUAAUGUUGUUGGGUCUACUGUUAAGAAUGAUUCCAUAGAACGAACAUGUCCAUCAAAUGCUCAAAAUUGCUGUUCAACUUUUCCAACAUCUUCCCAGUCUUGUUCUGCAUCAACUACAGAUCCGUGUACACCAACUCCCAGUAAUAGACCUGGUGGAUCAAAUUGUGUUCUUCCUUGGAUAUUUGGUGUGAUAGCUGGGACAGUGGUGGUUUCUUUGAUUUAGCUUUUACUUCAAAGACUUACAACAUUGUGCACUACAAGAAGCAUAAUGUCUUCCUGAGUAGAAAAUAUUAGUGUCAUAAUAGCUCUUCAUUAGCAUCAAUUCUAUUACUAACUUAGACAUUUCAUUAGCUACAUAUGCAGAGUGUGUAUCAAUUUAGUUUUCCUUUUUGAUAGUCAAUUUAAUCAAACAACAAAACU